AUGAUUUUUUUUAUUUUACUUAUUCUUCUUUUAGCAAUAAUAAUUACAUUAUUGUUUGCAAUCCUUAAUAAAUUAAAAGGUUCUUGUGUUUUGAGCCAACCUUAAUCUUCUAAUAAAAAAUAUAAAAGAAUAGUAAUGAUUAAUGAUAAAUCAAGAAAAGCACCCAUAUAUUAAUUAUCUAAGCUAUAGCCACACAGGACAAAGAUAAGACUCAAUUAGUACGGCUAUUAAUUAAUAAAUCUGAAGUAAUAAUUUUUUAUUCUACAAUUUUAGUAAGAUAUUUUAUUAAACUCUGAAUUGAAGGCAUAUGCUACUUUAAAAAAAACUAACUCUUCACUUAACUUUAGAGAAUAUAAUUAAUAAUUUUCUCCUAUUAUUAGCCUUCAGCUUAAGGGGUUGAAUUUUCUGGAUCUGUCACUUAAAAUAUGA
Molecule: messenger RNA, 429 nt
Organism: Paramecium pentaurelia
Lineage: Eukaryota; Ciliophora; Oligohymenophorea; Peniculida; Parameciidae
Source: the annotation of a GenBank genome assembly